GAAUCAGAACCAUGCAGAUCACGACUAUCAAAUUUAGGAUAUAUAAUUAGGUUGACGUUUAGCGAACCCUUCGAGUAUGAAUGUCAUUAGAAAUUGACUAUUUAUUAGCAGCAUUAAUUGCUUACGACGGUGGAUCACAUCGCGACUGAGGUACGCAGGCCAUAAAUAUUAUAUGUACAUAUAAAUGAUUACGGCGUAUAAUGUGCAUAAAUAUAUAGAUAUAUAUUUACGUAUACAUAUAUAUUUAUUACACAACGUGCCUCUGCAGCUCCCAUAACUAUCCCCCUCUGUAGUUCGGAUAGAAAUUAUUGAUUGCAUAUAUUACUACAACCUUGUCACACUUUUAAAGAAAAUCCGCAGCAAAAUUCAACUUCCGGAGCAAAAUAAUAUGCUGCAGUAUAAUAUUCGAUUGCGAAGUAAAGGAGAAAGAGAACAAGAAAAAAAAAAAACACACGUAAAAUUACGAUGGUAUUCAUAAUUUAUAACAAAUUAUCAUUGCGAUGCGCGGCAUGAUAUUGUACGUACCAAUUUCGUAAUACAGAGUUGGAGUUUUACCUGCAUGGUACAAUCUCGUGACCUUAGAAACAGUUUAACCGCGUCUAAUUAUUUUUGCACACUAAUUACCAGUACACGGGUACACACAAAUCCUUAGCGAACACGUAUUUGCGGUUUUAAAGGGUACAGUAAUUACUACUCCUCGCACACAGGAUCAGAAGCACCUUUACGAGUACAAUUAUAUCCGCAACUACUUCAUGGAUUAGAAUUGGAAUAUUUUACAAAUUGAUGUGCACGAGGUGCUCCGGUUAGAAAGACGCAUUAAAAUAUUUCUGAAACUAUCAGAUCAGAGAAAUUGCGUUCUUUUUAAUCGGCGAUGUUCUUCGGAAUGAAACAACAUACCUGAACGAUAACUGCGCUCUCAGAGUUCGAUGAAUGUCCAUCGACGUUGAUCCCCCAAUGUCCAAUUGCUGCGACUAGAUGAAUCGACGAUUUCACUAUCACUGUAAUCCGACACCAUCGCGAUCAAAUUCUCACCAAGAACUGAAGAACAGGCUCGAAAUUCAUGUGCGCAUAAGGUAAUGGUGAGCGGUGUAGAGAGCAAAACAGUACAGGUCACAGCGUAACCUCUGCUCGAAGUGUUUAUUUACGUGCUCUGUCCCACUACAGCUUCCCUACUACGACUAACGAUUGAAAUUAUUGUAGAACUUGGUAAAUUUAAAUGCGGGACUCUAUGGGACAUCGCAGAUGAAUUCAAUUAGAGUCUGAUUUUCCUAAUUUCCAAUUCGAUGAAAAAUUUUUUCAGACUAUAGACGACCGGUUCUUUUUUCCUACUUUUUAUUUGCGAAACCUAUUUAUACAUAAAAUCUGGAAUUCUGAUAUUUAUAUCUGAUAGAUUUCGUGUUCGACACGUUGACAGUUUAUUUUUCCUCGCAGGGUUAAUAUUACCGAAUCGUGGCCCAUUAAAAAUGAAUUAAGAAUGAGAUUCGCAGAGUUAGAUAAGAAAAUCUAUAAACUCGUAAUAAUUUCUCGUCAUAUUUUUAUUCAAGGGUUGUCGGUUCCUAUGAUUUUAAAGGGCGGUCUAUUUUUGGGUUCUUUGGAAGCAGCGAAAUCUCCAGUGAAAACUGGCAACACACGAUACGAACUACGUUUACGUAGGUCUUCUAAUUUUUCCUUCCAAGAGAUCCAGCGGGUAACAUUUCUCCUUCGUCUUUCCGGCAGUCAAAAAUACGUACGUGGGCCACGCCACACACGCGGCUAAAAAAAGGAGGAAAUUUAAGAAAAAAUGACUGAACAAAAAAAAAAAAAAGAGGUGGAUAGAAUAGAGAUGGAAGAAAAAAUGAAAUGAAGCUUGAAAAGGACGGUAUAAGGAAGCGGAAAAGUUUUCGCGUUGCGUGCCCAUCGCUGCUGAAUAUUUUCUAUCCUAUUCUGGUAGUGCGCUCAUGCGACAUAUGUUGGUAUGUACGAUGGGCGUAUAACGGGUGGUUGUUUGCGAAUGUUUCUGGUGAUCUUAUUUUAUUUUUUUUUUUUUUUUAUAUCUGGAAACUCGAACGGUCGAUGAAACUUUGGAAAAAAGAAAUCGAACAGAUUCAGGGGUGAAAAAGCUCAGUCGGAGUAAUCGGAGCAGGCCAAAAAACUUAUUGUUAGACACCUUCAGCGCUAAUAGACGAAAUAGAAACUCGGGUCCUAGGGGAAUUAUACGGAGAUCUGGAUCCGGAGAUAGCAUUAUGUACGUGUCACCAAUAUCCAAGGGUAGGUAUUACGGUAUCGAGGAGAUAAAUCAUGGUGAGGGACGAUUAAGCAAAACAAAUGCCUGCCCCCGUUCGUGUCACCUUACACGAGAAGCCCUCCCUCGAGUGUCCCGAUUCGCGGGGGGGGUGGACGACGAAGGCAAAGGGAUGAUUUCCCGACUGAACUAACCACCCGAUAUACAGAUACACACUGAUUUUCUACCCCUGUAUACAGAUGUAUAUAUGUAUAUAAAUGUACGUAACCGCGCGUCUCGUUUAGCCUAAGUGCAUGGUUCGCCUUUCGCCGUUCAUCGUUCGUUCAGGGUUCACAAUCACAGAGCUUUGUAGAGCGCGUUCAGUCGACGUUUGACUCGCGGCGACGCGGGCCAUCUCCAGAGCUCCAUUUUUUUCCUUCAUCCCCCGCAGUAUCGCCGAGUCUAUAACAUCAACGUCACGCGAAACCUCCACUUUUUUCAAACGACUGUAAAAUUCCGUACGAUAACGCAACGAGGUGAUAUACUUCAGAUAUUUCAACCGAUACCAACUGAAUUCACAACUCCAGAUGGAAGCGUGAACCAGACCCCGCCUUCAAUUUUUGUAUUUUCUCCGUCUCGUUUGGUCACACAUCUUCUCUCCAACGCGUGCGGCACCCCUGACGAUGGAUAAGUGAGAAAUGAUUCGAAUUCGAACCUCGUGAUGGGAUUACGUAGAAAACGAUGAAUUUUUGUAGAUUGCACCCUCUAUUCGUAUCCGCACAAAAAUACACCCGACGAAUUUCGUGCAUCUUAUACAGUUGUAUAAGAAUUCUCCGAGAUAUUUAUUUUCAUAAUAUCGAAUCGAACUCUGAUCGUGCAGCAAAAUAACAUUCUCCACCCCCCCGACCGUCACGCAAAAGGUAAACAGUCUCCGGUAAACAUCGCAGAGAUUCGAGGGUUGUCCCGAACAACCCCCACGUAUUAUGCGAGUUUAUGGGAAGUUCAAUUAUCCGCAAAUGUCACAGCCCAUCGUCGACUCUAGAUCGCGACCGGUAAACCGAACGAUCGAGAAAACACUGCACGCUUUUUCCAAAGACGCCAGAAAUGCACCACGUGUAUUUUUUUCGCGAUUUCAUGUGUGAAAAAUAGCGCCAAAUUCAAUGAAAAUGAAUCACGUGUCGCACGAUGGGGACAUAGUAUACAACGGCUAGAACUUUCCAAAGCACGUGUCGGUGCACUCUGAAUGAUCGUAGGACACGUGGGAUACGUGGGUUUGAAGAAUUUUCUGAUUUUUUUUUUCACCUACUUUCGUUUGACGUUUUUUAUCCAUUGAUUCAUGAGAAGGUAGCAACGCGUCUAGAAAUAUGACUUUCGGAAGCUUGAGCGGAAUGAGUAAGGUUUGAAAUAUAUGCAUACUGUACGUAUUCGAUAUUGUCAUGAGUGCGGAUAUAAAGUUCGUUUUUCGAUAUUUUUCAAACUAGAGCAAAUGGAUGAUACGUGUAUCGAUUUGCCAUAUGACUAACGCGUUACAUUACUAUGCUCGUAUAGGUACAUCAAUCUGUGAUAUUUUACCGUAAAGUGACUGUCACCCAGCUACAGCGUGGGAUGGCAGUAAACUACCUGGAAGGACCAUUCGUGUUCAGGCUGAAUGAAAACGGUGCGGGACCUCAUCUAUUAGUUCAAGUAUGCACCGAGCGUGGCUGGCGCGAAUACACAGGGGAAAACUCGGCGCUGAAGGAUCGUUGGAAUCUUUGGUGGCGUUCCGGAGGUUUUCCUAUGAACCAUUACAAAACGUUGCUUCCUUGGCAGUUCACAAAUCACAUUCCAAAAGGAAGCUCGAUAUGCCGAAAGGACAAUUUAGUGAGACAUUUGAAGUGUAUGAAAAAGAUUUACGGAUCGAUAUACGACUUUAGCCCUCUUGGAUAUAAUCUUCCCUUGGAAUAUACAAAACUGGCAGCCGAUUGCAGUAGAUAUGAAAAGGACGACAGAGUCUGGAUUUGUAAACCGGUCGGACAGAGUCAAGGAAGAGGAAUUUUUCUAUUCAGAAAACUGAGUGACCUGACCUACGACAACAUGGCGGUUGUUCAAAGAUACAUAAAAAAUCCGCUCCUCAUCGGAGGCUACAAAUUUGACCUACGAUUAUACGUCUGCGUGACUUCGUACAAACCCUUGACAAUUUAUCUCUACAAGGAGGGCCUCGCGAGAUUUGCCACUGAAAAAUUCUCCCUCGAAAACUUGGACAACCCCUUCCGACAUCUGACAAACUGUUCGUUGAACAAACUUGGCCCAGGAUAUUCGGAGAAGAAAGAACGAGUUGGGGCAGGUUGCAAAUGGACUUUCAGACAAUUACGACGAUUUUUGGAACAAUCGGGAUACUCGGAUUGGCUUUUGUGGCAGAAGAUCGCCUGUCUCGUCAGUCUGACUAUCCUCAGCCAAGCGGCUGGGAUUCCCAGAUCAUCAAAUUGCUUUGAAUUUUUCGGAUUCGACGUCCUGAUCGAUGAGAACUUGAAACCCUGGCUCCUGGAGGUAAACGUGAGUCCAGCCUUGGGAAACGACUGCGAAGUCGACUCGGAGGUAAAAAAACCAUUACUGCACGACAUGUUCGAUUUGCUGGGACUUCCGGUUUGCAAUACCGGGUUGUCUCUGUUCACGAUUUGGACAACGGCCGAUGAUGCGGAGGACGAACGAUCCUCGCGUUGUUAUCCUAUCAGCAAAGAGUCGAAAAGACGGUACAAAACGGGGCGGGAAUCGGUCGCCUUAAUCAACGUUUGUCCCGAAUCUCAACCUAUGUUUCGGCAGGCCACACCGGAGAGGUGCAACGAAUUUUGGUCCCGAUACAAUCCGUUUGCUGUCGAUAGGGUGUCCCGACGUGGAUUCAAAGGGAAUAAUUUAUCACCGCCACCCUCCGUUUGGGAUAACGGAAAAGAUUGGCGUAAUCCCGUAACGCGAGAAGGCGGAUGGAUUCGAAUUUAUCCGUUGACGCUUUUGAAGUCGAACGAAACCACGGAAUUCAUGACAAAUCCUGGAAUACCUUUGCCAACCGAUACUCCAAGAAUAGCAGAAAAGGAAAUCAAAAAUACGGUGCUGUGCAUCAACAAGUACCUGAAAGCCGCCAAAGAUGUUCAACAAAAACUAGGGCAAUUGGGAGACGAGCAAUGCAACGAAUACAUGAGAAGUUCUCUUGGACUGAAUACGGAAGUUUGGCUGCCCGAAAAAUGAAUGAAUAAAAUAAACUUGUAAAUAUAAUGGUGCCCCAAUUUGCUUUUAUUUUAAACUCAACCGUCAAUUGAACGGUUUCAACUAACUGCAAAGUUGAACAAUGCAAUGCUAGUUGUACAAAAACGUACAUCGUCAACGCACGCGUGAAGAUUUUAUCGUAGACCAAUAGAUCGCGCGAUUACAAAUUUUCACGUCAUUAUAUAGAAACGAUUCGAGUUUGAUUGAUCUUCAAUUUUCAAAGAUCAAUAAGAUUGACAAACGUGCGCGGAAAAAUUUCCGACAAAUGUCAAAUCCUUAAAAAUAAAACGUGUGAUUGUAUUAAAAAAAAAAAAAAGCUCCGUUGUUGUCUACCGUGAUAUUGUCAACUUAACGUUCAAGACGAAUUCUUAUAAUAAAAUACAUUACGUAAAAAGU
Molecule: messenger RNA, 5833 nt
Organism: Athalia rosae (coleseed sawfly)
Lineage: Eukaryota; Metazoa; Arthropoda; Insecta; Hymenoptera; Athaliidae
Product: probable tubulin polyglutamylase TTLL2
Exons: 9
Coding region: 3806-5419 (537 amino acids)
Biological process (GO): protein polyglutamylation; microtubule cytoskeleton organization
Cellular component (GO): cilium
Molecular function (GO): tubulin-glutamic acid ligase activity; tubulin binding
Source: RefSeq, a predicted model, not a curated record